AUGAAGAAGGAUCUCCGACGCUAUCUGAGACUCUCCAUCAUCACCGCCUGGCAGAAACUCAAUGAAUACUAUACCACUCUUAGAGAGUCGCCGUUGUUUGCCGCAUCCACCAUUCUCCAUCCAUCACUGGGCAAGAGCUAUUUGGAGAUGAAUCGGGCAUCGGAAGAACAGCUUGUCUGGGCGGGGGACGCCAAAGAUGGACUAUCUGACUACCUGGACCGCUGGUACCGCUGCAACCGGUCGGUGGAUGAGCAGCGAGGGGCAAUUGUUAAGACUACGGCAUCCCCAAGCGUGCCGCAGAGAACCCCGGUAAACAGUAUACUCAAGGACGAUCUGGCCGACUAUCGGGUGCCGCGAAAACUCCAAGAUUUUUACUUUUAUUAUGGCCGCUGGUAUGGAAAGAACGGAAAUCUGCCCAGGGAGAAGUACAUAUUCCCAAUCGACAAAGAAGAGCUGGCUCGCCUAGACGUUUUACACAAGUUCUUCUUAGUAGUUCGCAAGAACAAUCUCUUCUCGGCUUCGUUGGACGUGGAGCAGCCGUUGCGGAUCCUCGACCUCGGCACAGGCACGGGAAUCUGGGCCAUAGAACUCUCUGAAAAAUAUCCCCAUAUGCACGUACAAGGUCUCGACUUCAAUAUGAUACAGCCUAAGAUGAUUCCACGGACCAUGGCACCUCCGAAACCAUUCGACCUUGAGGGUUCUUGGGACACAGUUGACCUGGACUGGGACUUCAUGCAUGUCCGAACACUCUUCGGCAGUAUUCAAAACUGGCCAGAUCUGUACAAAAAGAUGAUCAUGUUGGUUGCAUCCGCCAUUAGUCCCUGCUCGCUGACCUUGGCUAACCCCUUAGUAAGGCACCUGAAGCCUGGGUGGGGCUGCAUGGAGCAAGUCGAAAUCGACUGGGUCCCACAGUGUGACGACGAUUCUCUUCCGACCGACAGUGCUCUAAGUCAAUGGGCCUCAAAACUUCUCAACGCAAUGGAUCAGUACGGCCGCCCAAUGAGAGUAAACCCCGAGAAAACGCGACAGCAGCUUGCACUGGCUGGCUUCGUAGACAUCAGUGAAACAGUCAUCAGAGCGUGUUACAAUCCUUGGCCCGAAGACGCCACUGAGAAAGAAGCGGCGAGAUGGUUUAAUGUAGGGCUCUCUAGCGGUCUCACAGCUCUAUCGUGCGCACCUAUGAUAUAUUUGGACGGCAAGAAAACCCGGCACCGUCUCUAG
Molecule: messenger RNA, 1221 nt
Organism: Fusarium redolens
Lineage: Eukaryota; Fungi; Ascomycota; Sordariomycetes; Hypocreales; Nectriaceae
Exons: 6
Coding region: 1-1221 (406 amino acids)
Molecular function (GO): methyltransferase activity
Source: RefSeq, a predicted model, not a curated record